Messenger RNA from Staurois parvus, 600 nucleotides. Lineage: Eukaryota; Metazoa; Chordata; Amphibia; Anura; Ranidae. The record is from the annotation of a GenBank genome assembly.
AUGGUGGACUUCUGUGGUCAGACGGUGAGAGGGGACGGGAUGGUAGUGAGCUCUCACGCGGACUCCAGGAAGUACUACUUUGUGUCGGUGGGGACGGACUGCCGGCUGACCAUGCGUUCUGCGACUGUGAAGGACAAGGUUCAGUUCCAGUUCCGUUUCUUCCUGGUGUACAGCCUCCUGCGAAUCCCACCCUCUGUAGAGACCAGCAGCCCCCCCGGCUCUGUCAGUGACCCCUGUAACGCCGGCUCCUACGUCCAGUUCUAUGAUGGGAAGGACCUCCAUUCGGAACCUCUGGGCACCCCGCUAUGUGGGAAGACCAUCCCGCGGCCCGUCCUGUCUACCGGCAACUACCUGACCCUACGCCUGGUCACCCGCGGCCAGCAGCCCAGAGUGGAUUUUGUUGGCGAUUUCACCUCCUUCCGGAUAGGUAAACCGGAGCCGUACUUCUCCUGCCACAAUGGGAAGUGUAUCCCCUCCAGCCUGGUGUGUGAUGAGCGCGACAUCGAUAACUGUGGUGAUGGAAGCGACCAAUCCGCCAGUCCUCCUGCAAACUGCCAGCGAGACGGGGGAAGGGGUAAGUGCUCCGCCCCCAAUGCCUGA